Molecule: messenger RNA, 1452 nt
Organism: Colletotrichum orchidophilum
Lineage: Eukaryota; Fungi; Ascomycota; Sordariomycetes; Glomerellales; Glomerellaceae
Exons: 3
Coding region: 1-1452 (483 amino acids)
Biological process (GO): transmembrane transport
Molecular function (GO): transmembrane transporter activity
Source: RefSeq, a predicted model, not a curated record
AUGUCCGAAACCGCCCCAUACAACCGGGACCCGGAGCACACAGGCCGUGGUCCCAUAUCCGGUCCGGCUCCGAGCCGUAUCUCGAGUACCAUCCCGAAAUCCAAGUCUUUGUUUCGAUCCGUACCUUUUCAGAUUCUCGCCGCUUGUGGCGUCUCCUUCACGGCCCCUGGCAUGUGGGAUGCCUUGGGUGGGCUCGGUGCCGGCGGCGCAGCCGAACCGUACGCUGUGAGCGCAGCCAACGCUCUUGUGUACGGCCUUUUCGCGGUUGUUUGUGUCGCUGCGGGCGCCAUCAACAACCGCAUCGGUCUACCGUACGGGCUAGCUUUAGGUGCCAUAGGCUAUCCGCUCUAUGGUGCCGGCUUGUAUACGAACAACGUCAGUGCCAACACUUGGUUCAUGUUGUUUGGUAGCGCCCUCUGCGGCAUCUCUGCUGGCUUUUUUUGGGCAGCUGAGGCCGCCAUUAUCAUCGGCUAUCCUUCUCCUGGAGACCGAGCAUUCUAUCUCGCCGUCUGGCAGACAGCUAAGGCCGCGGGCCCCAUCGUUGGCGGUGCCAUCAACCUAGGCUUGAACGCCAACCGGAAGACUACGGGUUCCGUCUCGUCAUCGACUUAUAUUGUCUUUAUUAUAAUCAUGUGUUUUGGUCUCCCCAUUGCACUGUGUUUGUCACCUGCCAAUAAAGUCUGGCGCAAGGACGGAACUGUCAUCAACACGCCGAGAGCUCCAAGUUGGGGGGCCGAGUUUAAGGCCGUCGGAAAACUGUUCUCCAGUCGCAGAGUUUUGCUUCUACUGCCAGCCUUCUUCAUUAGUUACUUCUAUAAUGGUUUCAUGAGCACCUGGCUCGCGACAUAUUUCACCGUUCGCUCUAGGGCUUUUGCCAGUUUCUUCACCAACUUCGCGGGCAUCUUCAGCUCCUUCAUCAUCGCCACGCUGCUGGACAAUCAGAAAAUCCACAUCAAGAGCCGUGGCCGGAUUGCCUUCAUCUCCAUCAUUGUCAUGCUGGUCGGCACAUGGGUGUGGGCCACCAUACUGCAGAAGCAGAUUUAUGACGCGAGUGAGCCGCCUGUCUACGAUUGGUUUCACGGCGGAUUUGGAAGGAGCUACGCCCUCGUCUUCUUCUGGCAAUUUGGUGGUCAGGCCUUUCAACAAUUCUUGUACUGGCUUGUCGGCCAGUAUGCGACGGACCUUUCAGACUUGAGCCGUCACACUGGCAUCCUUAGAGGCACAGAGGCUUUGGGUCAAACCGUUGCUUGGGCGAUGCAAUCUGAGGGCAACGCCAAUCAUUUUGUCAGCAUUGGCCUCAAUUUUGGUAUCACAGUUCUCUGUGUCUUCCCCACCUGGCUGGUGCUGUCUGCGCUUGAGGGAAGCCAUGAGGACAACGAAACCAAUGCCGGAGUCAAUGUAGUAGGUGACACUGUCGAAGAGGAGAUCGGACCAAAGGCAGUGGCCAAGUAA